Molecule: messenger RNA, 969 nt
Organism: Tribolium madens (black flour beetle)
Lineage: Eukaryota; Metazoa; Arthropoda; Insecta; Coleoptera; Tenebrionidae
Product: ras-related protein Rab-18-like
Exons: 4
Coding region: 231-845 (204 amino acids)
Molecular function (GO): GTP binding; GTPase activity
Source: RefSeq, a predicted model, not a curated record
UACUGUUGUAAACAUGUCAAUGUCAAGUAAUUGUCAAAGUGUAAUUUUAUUUGUAUAAGUAGAAUCAUUAAAGUUGUUUAAUUUUUUUAAUCGUAAAAUUAUACAUUAUUGUCGCCAAAAUUCAGUGCAACUUAACGUAGAAGAAUUACAUUACUUGUAGAACCAAGAAAAUUUUAGAAGUUUUUUCAUUUAAUUUCAUAACUACGCGUAAUUCACAUUGUUGAUUAGUAAUGGACGAAGAGGUGUUGACGACUUUAAAAAUCCUCAUAAUUGGAGAGAGUGGUGUUGGAAAAUCUAGUAUUUUAGUUCGCUUUACUGAGGACAACUUUGAUCCUGAUCAAACUUUAACAAUUGGGGUAGAUUUUAAAACCAAGAAACUCACAGUCGAUGGCAACACCGUAAAGCUAGCAAUAUGGGACACAGCUGGUCAAGAGAGAUUUCGAACAUUAACACCAUCAUAUUACCGCGAUGCACAAGGAGCUAUUUUAGUUUAUGAUGUCACCAACUAUUCCACAUUUGCAAAAUUGGAAACAUGGUUGAGCGAAUUAGAAACAUACUCAACAAAGGCAAAUAUAGUGAAAAUGAUUGUGGGAAAUAAAAUUGAUAAAGAAAAUCGGGAAGUAAAUAGAGAAGAAGCGAUGAAAUUUGCCAGGAAACAUCAAACACUAUACAUUGAAGCAAGUGCUAAAACUAGAGAUGGGGUACAAUGUGCUUUUGAGGAAUUAGUGCAUAAAAUCAUACAAACUCCAGGACUUUGGGAAUCAUUUGCUUUGAAUGGAAACUUCCAGGUAGAUAAUAAGGAUCAUCCAUCAGAUUCUGGCUCUUGCUACUGUAGCUUGACCUAGAUACUCUUAAUAUUUGUGCUAUUUUAUCUAAAUUGGUAAUCUUAGAAUAACAAAUUAAUAUAUUUUCAAUAAUUUAUAGUCAUGUAAAUGUGUAUUCAAAACACAUUAAAUUAAGUUGAAACUA